AUGUCCGUGCAGCCGAGUCCGGAGCGGCACCGGCCGUUGACCGAUGUGGAGCUGCGGUACGACGUGGAGAAUCCGGCGCCGCCCGUGGUGCCCGAGUGCAGGUUUCGGAACGUGAACGACGACUUGGAGCUGGGCCCGGACGACGAUAUCAAGGAGCGCGGGGCCUCGGCGGCCUCGCUGUCGAUGUCCUCGAAGUCCGCCUCCUCGUCCUCGCGCAUGAUUCACUCCGCGCUGGCGGCCGCGCAGCGGGCGCUGACGCCGCCCAAGUACAACCUGGACUACCACGCGUCGGAGAAUUUCCCGAACUACCGGCAGGGGCAAACCCCGCCCCGCAGUGCGCACGGCACGCCCGUCAACGCCGGCACGCCGCGACAGGAUCAUGACCCGUUGUUCCGCGGUAGUUUCGAGGACCAGCACGGGGCGAUGAACGGAGGACCGGGAGUCCUCCCGCCGCCGCCCCGGUCGAAUUUGUUUGCCCACCUCCCGGUCGACCGCCGGAGCGCGCGAGGGAAAGAAGACAGCGAGCCCAGCAGUGACACGCCCAUCCACACGCCCAGCGUCACGCCCCACGGCACCCCGCGGUCGGACAUGACCAACAAGGUGUUUUCCGCGGCCCGCCACGGCAAGCACAAGGUCGUGGAGGACUGCCUGCUCGCGGAAGAGGGGUACUUCGACCCUUUGACCACCGUCGACCACCACGGAAACACCCUGUUCCACAUCGCGUGUCAGAACGGGAACCGCAAAAUCGGCAAGUUGGCAAUCAAGUACGGCGGGAACAUGGACGCGCAGAACUUGAAGGGCAACACGGGCCUGCACUUUCUGUACCAGUUCGGCUAUGGAGAGAUCGCAGAGUACUUCAUUUCCAAGGGCGCCAACCCUAACGUGCAAAACCAGAAGGGCUUCCCCUGUUACCAGGGUUUCAAGGGCAACAUCGGGACCGAAAUAAGGGAGGAGGGAGGUGUGGGCUGAGUGCACAACUCUUGGCGACUGAUUUGAGGUCCUAUCAGUGUGACACGUAGUAGUCUGGUGAUUGUGCUGAUGCGCAGAACAAAAGAAACCACGGGACGAGAUUUGAAUCCGUCGAGCAGAAGAAGUACGAAAUUAUUUGCGCUAGAGGUACAUGAAAGAUUUACCGAGCAAGUAU
Messenger RNA from Amoebophrya sp. A120, 1144 nucleotides. The record is from the annotation of a GenBank genome assembly. NCBI's taxonomy places the organism in Eukaryota, Dinophyceae, Syndiniales, Amoebophryaceae.